AUGCUGCCUCGAGGGCGCCCCCGGGCGCUGGGGGCUGCCGCGCUGCUGCUGCUGCUGCUGGUGAUCGUAUUCUACCUGUUCGACGGGCGGCUGCGGGGGGCUGCUGCACUAGAUGAAGACCUGCCGUGGGACCACAACCGAUCGGCCUGCUUCCCGCUGCGGUCGCUGUUACCCAAGUGCGAGCUCUUGCAUGUGGCCAUCGUGUGUGCAGGCUAUAACUCCAGCCGAGAUGUCGUCACCUUGGUGAAGUCCCUGCUCUUCUACAGGAAAAAUCCAUUGCACCUGCACUUGGUGACUGAUGCCAUCGCCAGGAACAUCCUGGACACGCUCUUCCAUACGUGGAUGGUGCCUGCUGUCGCGGUCAGCUUCUAUGACGCUGAUGAGUUUCAGGCAGGAGUCUUGAUCCUUCAUCUCCCCUCCCCCAAACCUCAGGCAGCUUCCUCAUGCCCUCCCCUCCCAGACAAGCAGGUCAUUGGUCUCGUGGAGAACCAGAGUGAUUGGUACCUGGGAAACCUCUGGAAGAACCACAGGCCCUGGCCUGCCUUGGGCCGGGGAUUUAACACAGGUGUCAUCCUCCUGCGGCUGGACCGGCUUCGGCAGGCUGGCUGGGAGCAUGUCUGGAUGGUGACGGCUAGGCGGCUGCUCCUGACCCUGUCCGCCACCUCUCUGGCCGACCAGGAUAUCUUCAAUGCUGUAAUAAAGGAGCAGCCAGAGCUGGUUCUGCUCUUGCCUUGCGUCUGGAACCUGCAGCUGUCAGACCACACGCGGGCUGAGCAUUGCUACUCCGAGGCGUCUGACCUCAAGGUGAUCCACUGGAACUCACCAAAGAAGCUACGGGUGAAGAACAAGCACGUGGAAUUCUUCCGCAACCUCUAUCUGACCUUCCUGGAGUACGACGGGAACCUGCUGCGGAGAGAACUCUUUGGGUGCCCCAGCCAGCCCCCACCUCAGGCUGAGGAGUUGCAGCGUGCCCGGGCACACCUGGACGAGGAAGAUGCCUGCUUUGAGUUUCAGCACCAGCGACUCACUAUGCCCCGUGUACACCUCACCUUCCUGCCGGUCGAGCUGCAACUGCCCCGGCUCUACGAUGUCACCCUGGUGGCUCAACUGUCCAUGGACCGGCUGCAGAUGCUGGAAGCCCUGUGUGGCCACUGGCCGGGCCCCAUGAGCCUGGCCUUGUACCUGACAGACGCAGAGGCCCAGCAGUUCCUGCGCUUCGUUGAGGCCUCGCCAGUGCUCUCUGCCCGGCACAAUGUGGCCUACCAUGUGGUGUACCGCGAGGGUCCCCUCUACCCUGUCAACCAUCUUCGCAACGUGGCCUUGGCCCAGGCCCUCACAUCCUACGUCUUCCUCAGCGACAUCGAUUUCCUGCCCGUCCACUCCCUCUACGACUACCUCAGGGCCUCCAUGGAACAGCUGGAGCUGAGCAGCCGGCCGAAGGUGGCUCUGGUGGUGCCGGCAUUUGAGAGCCUGCACUACCGCCUCAGCUUCCCUGCUUCCAAGGCCGAGCUGCUGGCCUUGCUGGACGCCGGCUCUCUCUACACCUUCAGGUACCAUGUGUGGCCCCGGGGCCAUGCACCCACAGACUAUGCCCGCUGGCGGGAGGCUCAGGCCCCAUACCGAGUGCAGUGGGCAGCUGACUACGAGCCGUACGUGGUGGUGCCACGUGACUGUCCGCACUAUGACUCCCGCUUUGUGGGCUUUGGCUGGAACAAGGUGGCUCACAUUGUGGAGCUGGAUGCACAGGAAUACGAGUUCCUGGUGCUGCCUGAGGCCUUCGCCAUCCACAUGCCCCAUGCACCAAGCCUCGACAUCUCCCGCUUCCGCUCCAACCCUGCCUAUCGAGACUGCCUGCAGGCCCUUAAGGAUGAGUUCCACCAAGACUUGUCCCGCCGCUAUGGGGCUGCCGCCCUCAAAUACCUCCCUGCCCUGCAGCAGUCCUGA
Molecule: messenger RNA, 1944 nt
Organism: Orycteropus afer afer
Lineage: Eukaryota; Metazoa; Chordata; Mammalia; Tubulidentata; Orycteropodidae
Gene: LARGE2
Product: LARGE xylosyl- and glucuronyltransferase 2
Exons: 13
Coding region: 1-1944 (647 amino acids)
Biological process (GO): protein O-linked glycosylation via mannose
Molecular function (GO): glucuronosyltransferase activity; xylosyltransferase activity
Source: RefSeq, a predicted model, not a curated record